GUCAUUGUCUCCGCUAACAGUCUUCCGCCUUUAUGGCAAACCCACUUGCUGGCCCAUCUACACUCAAAGACAUUGUCAAUCCACAGUUUCACCAGAAUAAUUUCCCUCAGGAGAACUACGUUAAAAUAGAACUUGGACUCAAACUCGACAAAGAUGACCAAAUAUGCAGACUAUCGCUUACCUCCACUGGUUGCCCCCUGGGUCCUCUUCAUUGUCCGCUGAGACACACUACGCCAUCUUCCCAGAACUUUCAGCCUCCUAAACAGCUUCCAACACAUCCUCGCGAUAGGGAGCGUCUCGCCACCGUCUGUAAGCAUUGGCUUCGCGGCCUUUGUAAGAAAGGAGAUGCAUGCGAGUUCUUGCACGAAUACAACCUUAGGCGUAUGCCUGAAUGUUGGUGGUACGCCAAGUACGGAUAUUGCUCUGCUGGCGACGAGUGCCUGUAUGCGCAUCCUAAGGAGCGGCGGGCGGAGUGUCCUGAUUAUAGACGGGGCUUUUGCAAGCUCGGACCUAUGUGUCCUCGCAAACAUGUCAGAAGGGUGGCCUGCCAAGCAUAUCUUACGGGGCUUUGCCCAUUAGGACCGGAAUGUCCUCGUGGCCAUCCCAAACCUGGCCUUCCCACUCCCAAAGAGUACGAGCCCCCAGAACCUCCUUCAACCCGUGACCUGGGACCGCCGCCCCCAGGUUAUGGCAGAUAUGCAGACUUUGACCGUAGUGCCGGAGGAGCUGGGGCUAUGUCUGGAACUGGAUUCACCGGGCCUCCCAGGAGGAACCUCGACGAAGUACUGUGCUUCAAGUGUGGUGAAAAGGGUCACUAUGCAAACCAUUGCAGGAAUCGUAAUGUCCCUGGUAACAGAGGUGGCGUAGACCGCGCAACUGUCAGGAGGUUUGGGGGGUCUGAUGAAGAUUGAAUGUCCAUAAACUCCAGUUACAAGCCUGUUUAGCUUCACCUUUUACAUGAUGAAGGACGCAUUACAUAUGGUGUAGUUUUUAUGGAGGACGUCAUGUACGUGUUCAACGGCC
This is a messenger RNA of Coniophora puteana RWD-64-598 SS2, 1023 nucleotides long. RefSeq lists its product as uncharacterized. The coding region runs from base 33 to 911 and encodes 292 amino acids. The record is from RefSeq and is a predicted model, not a curated record. Lineage: Eukaryota; Fungi; Basidiomycota; Agaricomycetes; Boletales; Coniophoraceae. The transcript is spliced from 5 exons. Gene Ontology annotation, molecular function: zinc ion binding; RNA binding.